This is a messenger RNA of Henningerozyma blattae CBS 6284, 597 nucleotides long. It is a transcript of the gene SDH4, whose product is annotated as succinate dehydrogenase membrane anchor subunit SDH4. Gene Ontology annotation, cellular component: mitochondrial envelope; membrane. Gene Ontology annotation, biological process: mitochondrial electron transport, succinate to ubiquinone; tricarboxylic acid cycle. NCBI's taxonomy places the organism in Eukaryota, Fungi, Ascomycota, Saccharomycetes, Saccharomycetales, Saccharomycetaceae. Bases 1 to 597 code for a protein of 198 amino acids. Gene Ontology annotation, molecular function: ubiquinone binding; heme binding. The record is from RefSeq and is a predicted model, not a curated record. The transcript has a single exon.
AUGUCAUAUCUAUUACCAAGAACUCUAUGCAAGCAAUCGGUUGCAAGAUCAGCCUUAUCUUCAACUUUGUUGAAGACCCAUACUCCAUUGCUUUCUACAAGCAGCUUAAUAAAGAUAUCUAGCUUCCACACAACCUCACCUGCUAAUUUCAAGAUUCCAUUAUUACCAAUGCAACCACAAGUCCCUGGUGGUGUUAUUGGUGAUGUUAAUGAAGCUUUCAUCCCACAACCAGUUAAUAAGUCAACUGGGUCUCACCAUUGGUUCUUUGAAAGAGCUGUAGAAAUUUCAGUAUUGCCAUUAGUUACAGCUUCUUUGGUAACUGGUGGUGAAUUAGGUGCUGUUACUGAUGGAUUAAUGGCUGCUGCAGUAUUAGUUCAUUGUGGUUUGGAACUAGAAUCAUCCAUUGAAGAUUAUAUUCCAAGAAGAUUAUACGGGAAUUGGCACAACUAUUGUAUAUGGAUGUUGUAUGCUGGUUCUUUAGUAUCAUUUUACGGGAUCUAUCAAUUUGAAAAGAAUGACGUUGGAUUUUCAAAGACUAUCAAAGCUUUAUUCACAAAUAAUGAUUCUGAAUUGAUCAAGAAGGAUGCAAAGGAGUAA